CUUUUUUAAAACUAGAAGUUUGGUUUAUAAUUGCAUUGUGGGAAUCAGCUCUUGAAAGGUACAGUUUAAUUGCAUGGUAGGGAUCAAACCCUGAGAUGUGUCGUUUAUAAUUGCAUAGUGGAGAUUAGAUCUUGAGAGAUGUGGUUUAUAAUUGCAUGGUGGUGAUUAGAUCCUGAGACACGAAAUGAAUAAGGUGUCUUAAGGGAAGAAUUUAUAUGCAGAAGAACAUUUUUUUUUUAAACUUAUUUUGUGGAUUUUGCUGAAAUUCCAAAAAAAAUUUUUAGCAAAUAUUUUUGAAUAUCCAUUAUAAAUAAAAUGCACAAAAAUUUAUGCAAAAAAUUGUUUCCUUAAGGUAUUUAAAACUUUUGCUUUCAUAUUUUGCCCUUAUGGUAUGUGUAUAAAAACAUUUUACAUCAAUUUUUAAAGCUUUAGCUUAUUUUCUUUUAGGUUUCAUCCAAACUGACAAAAAGAAUAUUAUAAUGACUGAAUGCCAUGCCCCAAGAAAAUUAUGCACAUACCAAAAUAAAUCCGAAAAGUAUUUAUAUACAAAAAAGAGAAAAUUUGAUUUGCAAUACUCACAGUUAUAUGCUGUGAGAUUAAUCGCAUUGAGAAAACGACUUCUAAACACAUGCACUGAGAAAUGGGGAAGUAAGUACCCUAUUAAACAGCUGUCCGAGAUUACCGAGAACGAAGCAUGUUGUAUUAUUGGAACUUUAUUUCGUAAAAUGGAAUUACAACCAAGUAUAUUAAAAGAAAUAUGUCAAGAGGAGGGCGUUUUACCCAUUCCACACUCCACAAAGUAUAUUUCAGAGGAGGAUGAACUAAUUUUAGAAGAACAACAACAAAGAAUUCUACUAGUUGGAAACAUAUCCACAAUAAUUUCAAUAACAGGCGUUGUGGUUGCUGUUGCAGGAUAUCAAAUACCAGGUGGUAAAUUCUUCAUUGAAGAUACUUGUUAUUGUGGAGUACCUAGUAGCACUAACAUUAACAUCGACCAAAGUUUAUUAAAUGGAGAGGACAGAUACAUAAUUUUGCUUUCCGGGUUAGGGAUUGGCAGUAAGCAGCAGAAUAUACUAAAACUGCAGAUGUUGAUUGAUUUGCUGACUGGAAAACUCUCAUCAGGAGAAGAUCAGUUGAAUCAAGCUAACAUAUGUCGUGUUAUACUUGCUGGUAAUUGUUUGAGUCGUGACACCCAAGACAAAGAUUCCGAAAAAAUUGCGAAAUAUCUCAGUCGAAACACGCAAGCGAAGAGCGUGGAAGCGAUAAAAUUGUUUGAUGAAAUGCUUGUUCAAAUUGGUUCUUCGGUCCCUAUUGAUGUUAUGCCUGGUGCACACGACCCAACAAAUCAGUUCUUACCGCAGCAACCUCUACACAAGUGCAUGUUCUCGAGCGUGUUGUCAUAUCCAUAUGUACAAAGUGUUACAAAUCCAUACGAAGCUGUCAUUGGUGGAGUGAGGAUACAUGGAACAUCUGGUCAGAAUGUAUCAAAUAUUUAUCAAUUUUCUGGCAUGGAUGACCGUCUUGACAUUCUAGAAGCAACAUUGAAGUGUGCUCACGUCUGCCCUACAUCACCUGAUACGCUAAGUUGCUAUCCCUUCUAUUCCGAAGACCCGUUUAUCAUCGAUGAGUGGCCGGAUAUAUACUUCGCAGGUAACCAACCUGAUUUUCAAGCAAGAAAAACGGAAGGUGCAGACGGACAAUCAGUUUUGCUGUUGUGUAUCCCGUCAUUUGAGGAGAGUGGUGUGUGCGUCGCUGUGAAUCUUCGUGAUCGUUCGUGUAUUCCUAUACAUGUUAAUGCAACUGUCAGAUGAUAAAUAAAAUGAAGUUUUUAUAUGAUUAUUUGUACUCUGUUUAGAAGUAGAGUUUAUAAUAAAAGUUUAAAA
Molecule: messenger RNA, 1883 nt
Organism: Hydractinia symbiolongicarpus
Lineage: Eukaryota; Metazoa; Cnidaria; Hydrozoa; Anthoathecata; Hydractiniidae
Product: DNA polymerase delta subunit 2-like
Exons: 10
Coding region: 480-1811 (443 amino acids)
Biological process (GO): DNA replication; DNA strand elongation involved in DNA replication
Cellular component (GO): delta DNA polymerase complex
Molecular function (GO): DNA binding
Source: RefSeq, a predicted model, not a curated record